Messenger RNA from Amyelois transitella, 1258 nucleotides. Its product is annotated as prenylated Rab acceptor protein 1. Gene Ontology annotation, cellular component: Golgi apparatus. The coding region runs from base 112 to 708 and encodes 198 amino acids. The transcript is spliced from 6 exons. Lineage: Eukaryota; Metazoa; Arthropoda; Insecta; Lepidoptera; Pyralidae. The record is from RefSeq and is a predicted model, not a curated record.
UUUCGAGUCCCAUCACUAGCGCCAAGUGCCAAGUUUCUUGUUUACACUUAAUCGUACAUAAUAAAAUUAAAUUUUUAAAUCAGUCAAUUGCAAUAAAUUAACACUUUGGCAAUGUCUGAAAAUGUGCAUAUAGAUUUAUCUGGAGAAAUCAACGCUCCCUCCGAAAAGAAAGGUUUUCAAAAGUAUGUGUAUGAUGUGGAACUAUUGUUGCAGCAUGUCCGCAGUGGAGCAGCGCCUGCUCUGCUCAUGGGAGCUCUGUCCACGCGCAGACCAUGGACACAGUUUAUAGCUACUGAAAAUUUCAAAGCACCUCCAUCUCUACCAAGACUCACAAGGCGAUUCUACCGUAAUGUUGAAUAUUUUCAAGCUAAUUAUUUAGUUGUGUUCCUGGGAUUAUUUGCAUACUGUUUGAUAACCACUCCACUACUUCUGAUUGCUAUGGUGGCUAGCUUUUUUGGCUAUCGGAAAUUAACAUCAGGUCCCAACAACUGGAAGAUCGGAAGCUGGGAGCUGUCCAAAACCCAACAAUAUGGUGUUGCCGCAGCUGGUUCUAUGGCGCUCUGCUGGUUGGCUGGCGCUGGAGCUGUUCUCUUCUGGGUUCUUGGUGCAACAGUGACUGUCGUAGCGCUCCACGCGAGCUUCUUUGAUUCCGAGACAUUGCCUGCGGCCGACGACCCCGAACAAUUUCCCAUGAUCGAGCAAGUGUGACCCGGCCACCUUCCAUUGUACCUGCCGCAGCCUGACCGUUUGCAGGGCCCCACCGUUAUUAAUAAUUCUAGUUGUGCAUUUGAUUCAUAAAACCUAAUGUGUGCUUUGGUACAGUUAGGCGUAUGAAUUAGAUUGAUCAGUGACUAAACAACUUUGUAAUUUCAAACCGGUCAGUUGAUUUUCAGCAGCAGUCUCAGAUAGAUGAAGACCUUUAUUUAAAAUUGAGCUGAACGGAACACAAAAAUCAUAGGAUGCAUGAAAUAUUUUUUAUAUCAUUGUAAUCAAAAUUUUAUUACCUGAAGAAAAGAAUGACACCUACUAAACGAAACCAUUAUAGGUAAAAUAAAAAAAAUAAGUUUAUAUUUAUUUCUUACUGAGUUAUGUAUGUAUGAAUUAAGAGUUAAUUUUUAUUAUUUUAUUGAAAUGUUUUAAACGGAUUUAUUAAUGUUAUCUAAAAAAAUAUGUAUAUAACAUUUGUUGGUUCUUAAAUCUCAUGUCUGUAAAUAAAACUUAAAUGUGUAAUUUUAUUUUUACGGUAAACUAGUUUAAA